AUGGAAAAUAAAUUAUCUUCUUACAUCUCGUCCAUUUUUCAACCUCAAAGAUCUGUCACCGCCACCAUUUCAUCGAUAUCUUCUGAAUCAGAACCAUUACUAAAAAAAUCACCUUUUUGUGAUUCCGUUGAUUCGAUGAAAAUAUUAGGUAUGCCAACAGUAGAUGAGGGCGGUAUAAACGUGGACAUAAAUGUGAAUGAGAAUAAAAAAUCAAAUAUGUUAUUUAGUGGUGAUUGGAUCCAGAGAUUCAUAAUAAAACGUAAAGAUGAGAAUGGUAGUUUUACCCAAAAUAAUGAUGAUGUUAGAAUAAACGUUGAUACCAACGAAGGAAUUAAUGGUGGUGAGAUUACGAGUGAUAGAAUAAGGGAAGAUACAAUUGAAGGAAAUAGUGAUAGUAGAGAUGGUAAAUGGGAUAUGUUGAAAGCAUUACUACAGCUAACAUGUUUGUUCGUGGUAUCAACUGUUGUGGUUUAUGCAACACUAAUGUUUUAUUUACCGCCGUUGGAUGAGAAUCAAAAACAAAAUCUCCGUAUACCCAAGAGUAUCGAGGAUCUUCAAGAACUAAACAAAAUCUUAAGCGAAUACAUGGAUCAAUAUAAUUUCAAUGUGAUGACUACCUAUUCCGUUGUCUACAUAUUUUUGCAAACAUUUUCGAUACCAGGAAGUAUGUGGUUGUCAAUAUUAGGUGGUGCACUGUUUGGGUUACCAACGUCCCUAUUAAUUGUUUGCAUGUGCUCCGCAAUAGGUGCUUCAAAUUGCUACCUCCUUUCUAAAAACUUCGGAAAAUCCUUCGUUCGUAAAAACUUUUCCACAAAACUAUCUACUUGGUCCGCUCAACUUCGUGCUCAAUCUCACAAUCUCUUAAAUUACAUGAUUGUCCUUCGUCUGAUGCCCUUUCCUCCGAAUUGGUUUGCAAACAUUGCCGCACCUCAUGUGGGUGUCCCAUUAUCCGUUUUCUUCAUCGGAACAUUAUUCGGCGUGGCUGGCCCUAGUAUAAUUCACAUACAAGCCGGAAUGACCAUAAAUCAAUUGACAAGUGCCGAUGAGUUUCAGAUAUUUAGUUGGACUAAUGUGGGUGCUUUAGCAUUAAUCGGUGUGGCGGUGUUGGUGCCGGUUUGGAUUAGAAGACGGAGUGAAAAGAAAGAGGAUGUGAGAAGGUUGGAGAGUGGAGGAGAGUAUGAGGAAAUUACAGGUGCUAAUGAACAUGGAGAAAUGGAAUUCCGCGAUCGAAGAAUCUAUGGCACCUUCGCGAAGUUGAAUUCAAGAAGCGGGAGCCUGCAAGUUUCGUAA
Molecule: messenger RNA, 1290 nt
Organism: Acaulospora morrowiae
Lineage: Eukaryota; Fungi; Glomeromycota; Glomeromycetes; Diversisporales; Acaulosporaceae
Source: the annotation of a GenBank genome assembly